AUGAAUUGUGUCUCAUGUUCAUGUUCUUUCCGGUGGUUUUCCGAUGACCACCAAUCAAACUUCCGAUCACAAUCGUUUUCCCAAGAUUCUUUCAAUUCUUCCUUCUCCUCCAGAUCAAGCAUUCCACCCUCAAUCUCCGCCCUCAUCCCACCACCAUCAACCACCGUCCACCACCACUGCGUCUCCACAUUCCAACCCAACUCUUCUCAUAUCCUCUCUCUCACCCUCGCCGGAAACCUCCUCUUCAGCGGCUCAUUCAACGCCCAAAUCCACCUCUGGCCCCGCCACCCCACCACCGUCGUCGGCGAUCAAUUCAUCACCAUUCCCUGUACCUCCGCCGUCAAAUCUCUGCAAAUCCUCAACGACAAUACCCUAAUCACUGCCCACCAAGAUCACAAAAUUCGAAUAUGGAAAAUCGACGAGCUCAAAAUCAUAACGACUUUACCAACCCUAAAAGAUCGAUUAACCAAAAUUCCGUUUGCUAAAAACUACGUUCAAAUUCGCCGGCAUAAGAAGCUCACCUGGAUUCAUCACAUCGACGCCGUGUCUUCAUUGGCGGUGUCGAUUGACAGAUCUCUGAUCUACUCCGCUUCAUGGGAUCGGAGUUUUAAGGUUUGGAGGAGCUCCGAUUUCAAGUGUUUGGAAUCGAUUUCAAACGCACACGACGACGCCAUUAACGCCGUCGUGGUAUCCGGCGACGGAUUCGUGUACACAGGCUCAGCAGAUAAGAAGAUCAAAGUAUGGAGGAAUAAUAGAAGAGAUAAAAAACAUGAACUCGUCGAUUCACUGGAGCACCAUAAAUCGGCAGUGAAUGCUUUGGAUUACGAUAAUAAUGGAUCUGUGUUAUACUCCGGCGCAUGUUCCGGUGUGUUGAUAGCAAGCGAGAGAAACUCCGGCGGCGGAGAUGGCGGACAUAUGGUGGUGGUUGGAGGACUUUUGGGGCAUAAAAAGGCGAUUCUGUGUGUGAGAGUUGUGUCGGAAUUGGUGUGUAGUGGAUCUGCUGAUAAGACGGUGAGGUUAUGGCGGAGAUCGGUGGGAAAAAGCUAUUCAUGUUUGGGUGUUUUUGAAGGUCACGGUGGUCCGGUGAAGUGCUUGGCCAUGGCUGCCGAAAGCUCCGGCGACCAUGAUGAUGAUGAUGAUGAAGGAAGUGGGUAUACGGUGUAUAGUGGUAGUUUGGAUGGUGAUAUUAAAGUAUGGAAGGUUUGGGUUCCUUUCGCCAUGGAAAAAGCUUCCAUGCAUAUUUGAUAAAAAAAAC
Molecule: messenger RNA, 1255 nt
Organism: Cynara cardunculus var. scolymus (artichoke)
Lineage: Eukaryota; Viridiplantae; Streptophyta; Magnoliopsida; Asterales; Asteraceae
Product: protein JINGUBANG-like
Exons: 1
Coding region: 1-1245 (414 amino acids)
Molecular function (GO): protein binding
Source: RefSeq, a predicted model, not a curated record